Molecule: messenger RNA, 6481 nt
Organism: Anastrepha ludens (Mexican fruit fly)
Lineage: Eukaryota; Metazoa; Arthropoda; Insecta; Diptera; Tephritidae
Product: myotubularin-related protein 4
Exons: 18
Coding region: 648-5402 (1584 amino acids)
Biological process (GO): dephosphorylation; regulation of autophagy
Molecular function (GO): protein phosphatase binding; phosphatidylinositol-3,5-bisphosphate 3-phosphatase activity; metal ion binding
Source: RefSeq, a predicted model, not a curated record
CAAUUACAAGUUCUAAUACGAAAAAUGUAAUCGGUGUAACUUUAUUCCGCUAGCAAAGUUUGUAUUAUUUUUGCCCAUUAAUAUUUGUUCUAUUAAAGGAAAAAUAUUGAUUGUGUAAUAUUGAGUGUAGUUGGCCCGAUUCGUGUAUGUUCAAAUAAGAACUAAUUCCGUGUAGCUCUCUAAUUAGUAUUGAAAAGUUUCUACUCAGUAACAAAGGAAAUACGAAAUGUAGAAACAAGUGAGAACAGUGCAGAUGGAAUAAAAGUGCAAAGGGUAAACAGAAGAAAGAAAAUGAAUAGCAAUUAAAAUGAACCAUACAAAGGCCGAAUCAAGACGUAUAAAAAAUUAGCAGUGGAGAAAUAUGAAAUAAAUGUAAAUUGACUUUUUUUUGCUUCGCAAUAUUUGCAUCAAUUUGCAUUGAUUCUUGUGAAAAUAGUAUGUGCUUGUGCACAUGCAGUAUAUUAAAAGAUUAAAAACAAAAACUAAAAUACGUAAAUAAAUUGGAGUGAUUUCUUGACUAAUAUAAGAGUGCAGUUGCAUAAAAACCUGAAGCCGUAACGCUGACGUCAAUAUAGGCAACAAAUAGUAACGCAAAUAAGUUGCGUUAAAGAUUCUUGAGCAGAUUGUGUAAACAUUAUUUUAGUUAAAUGGAAGUAUCGGAUGGAUCACCACCUCCUUCAUUGUGCAUUGUACGAGCCGCUGAAUUUUUCCCAAAAUCAGAAAUGGAGAAGGAAGAUACACAGUUGACAGUUCCCUUUCAAGAACUUGCUGGAGAAUCUGUCAAAUAUCUGGGUCGUACUGACGAUGGUGUAUUGGCGCUCUCUACAUACCGCAUAUUUAUGCUUAAAAACUCUACCAACUCAGAGACAUCCGUGCCGCUGGGACUGAUCGAGAGUGUACAAACACGUGACCUGUUUCAAUUAAUUAUAAAUUGCAAGGACGCUAGUACAGUUAAAUGUUCCUUUGAAACAGCUGAGCAGUGCGCCGAAUGGCAGCGACGUAUUCAGUUGUCUGUGGGUGUGCCGGAAACAUUAGAAUCACUUUUCGCAUUUCCUUUCCACUCAUAUAUGUGUGAUGCGAUUAGCAUACAGAAUGGCGAUGUUGUUGGCAGAUUAGCCGAUGGAGGCGUCAUUGACAAUUCUACCGAGUACCUGGAACGCCUACAACGUGCCUCCCGCGAUGACGAAGACUUUAUGCGCGAAGUCGAACGACUCGGUUUCGAUUUAAAUGGCGCGUGGCGUAUUUCCAAAGCGAAUGAAGAGUUCAAAUUGUGUCCUUCGUAUCCGCAAAAAUUGCUGGUCCCGGGUUGCAUAUCGGACGAAAUGCUCAAUGAAGUGUCGAACUUUCGUGGUUCGCGGCGUCUGCCAGCCGUGGUGUGGCGUCAUCGGAAAUCGGGCGCAGUGAUUGCGCGUUGUAGUCAACCAGAGGUCGGCUGGUUUGGUUGGCGCAGUACCAAAGACGAACAACUACUCAAAGCUUUGGCCGAUGCUUGUGCCUUUGACAGAGGCGAGCAGAUGCGCCGUCUAAUGCAGUCCACCAAUCCUGGGCUAUCGAUGACUUCCGGCGAGAAUUCACCCUCAAGCGGUGAGAACAGCCAUGAGGAAGUUGCGCUGGACGAAGUGCGGAAAAUUCUCAUUGUAGAUGCGCGUAGCUACGCAUCCGCUGUAACGAAUCGGGCACGCGGUGGUGGUUGCGAAUGCAUUGAAUAUUAUCCGUGUGCGGAAAUUGAAUUUAUGAAUCUGGGUAACAUACACGUCAUACGAAGGAGUUUCCAUGCGCUCAGACAACUGUGCGCUUCCCCACCAGAUUGUCCCAAUUGGUUAGGCUUACUCGAGAAGACGAUGUGGCUGCAACAUCUCUCUGGAUUAUUGGCUGCUACCGUAACCGUAUGUCACGCCAUCGAGAAGAAAGGGCGGCCAGUAUUGGUACACUGCUCGGAUGGGUGGGAUCGCACGCCACAAAUCGUGGCCACAGCAGAACUGUGUUUGGACCCUUUCUACCGCACUGUAGAGGGUUUCCGCGUAUUAGUUGAACGUGAAUGGCUAAGUUUUGGCCACAAAUAUUCUGAUCGCUGUGGUCAUGGGCCCGGUUCUGAUGAGCUAAAUGAAAGAUGUCCUGUUUUUUUACAAUGGCUGGAUUUGGUGCAUCAAAUACACAAACAAUUCCCAUGCAGUUUUGAAUUCAACAUGGCUUACUUGAUAAAAUUAGCACAACAUUCGCAUUCAUGUCUAUUUGGUACCUUUCUGUGCAACACCUACAAGGAGCGAUUGGAAAAGUCAGUAUUUGAGCGUACAUACUCAGUAUGGCCUUUUCUCUCAGGGCCAAUGUAUAAAAAUCCACUAUACUUACAAAACAGAGAUGCGGUAAUUUGGCCUGCGCAUCAUGUAAGAGACUUAUACCUAUGGACUGAUGUUUAUUUAGGCAGCUUGGGUAAUCAAAAUAGCAUUGAUUUUCCUAAUAAUAGUAACGAAAGUGUGCAGGGAUCGAUCAGUCCUAUGACAAAAACACGUUCAUAUGGUGAUUUAAUCUCAGCGAACAUUAUGCAAAGUGGAAUAUCACGUCGUUCGAGCGACCCAAACAUGACUGUGGAACCGAACUUAACUUUGGCUACGAAUUCGGAAAACAACUCCAUUGCGGAUACGCAGUCCGAACGUGAAGAUUCGCCAGACAACGUAAAUGAUACAAUACAAAAAAUACAAAAUCUCACCAUGCAACUAAAUAACCAGGACAAGGUAAACUACUUUAACGGUGGAAAACCUACAGACGAAUUGUCAAAGGAAGAACGAAAAGAAUUGAACGAUAAUGUAACGGACGUUGAAAAUGCUAUUGAAGACAUAUUUCAGCACGAUAAAUCUAAAAACUGCAACGAUAUGUUGUCAAUGGGUUCAAACAGUGCUCCAUUUGAGGAGGAGCCCGAGUCAAACGUUUUUAAUUCAAACGAAAUUGACAUUACGCAUAAAAUAACUGGUGUUCAAAAUACUACUUAUAACGGCACUGAGGUGGAUGGUGUGAGUCAGAAUGAGAAUGUGAAUGCUGCUUUGGUGGCCACAGAAAUUAGAGAUUCGGGAGGUGGUAACAAAUUAGAUAUGUACAAGAAGUGCAUGAACGAGGAUCUGAUGUUGAGCGUCAAUUUAGGUGAUGUAAGCUACGAUGUUGACGGUACUGCUACAAGGGAAGCAGAUGAGCGACAGAGCAUUUGGUAUGGCUCGAUCAAUACCAGCACAGAUACCUUAGUGCCGAUAGAGAGAAGGCAAAAUAAUGAUUGUAGCGAAAUUAAAACAUUUGCCACGAAAGAAAUUGAUGUUGCCGAUGGUUUUGGUUCGCCAGAAAGAUUGUCCACAACGUCUGACAAAACGGAACUUGGCUUAACCUCCCCAUAUGUUUUAUUGAAACAAGAGCGCAAAACUUCAUCAACCUGUAAUACCAAUGGAAAUAGCAUUGGCGUCAAUGGCGUGCAAAACAGUAUUUUACCAAAAGUUCACGGCGUCAGUAGCACCUCGAAUCGUUCAAAUAUCUUGUCAACUUCAUCUAGUAAUGCCUCCGUCUCUUCUACAUCGUCUUCACUCAAUAAUUUAAAUAAUAUUAGAAACAGCAACAAUAGCCUCGCAACAACUACGACCACUCCAGAUAGGAAUUGUGACAAUAAAAGCGGGAAUGAAGCUGAUAGCGAUGACCCCGGCAUCGAUGACGACGAUGCUGCUGAUCCAUUUCCAAAUACUCAUGCGCAUUCCAGCGAUUCCAUGAAUGAAAGCAUCAUCAUUUUGCCAGAGCAUCGAAAAUUGGAAAUAUCUGUAAGUGGCAAAUGCCAGACAAUCUCGAAUAACGGGGUAUCAUUGCCGACGACACCAACUGGUUUUGCAACUAUGACGAGUGCAGGUGGUAGGGGUGGUGGUCAUGGGGAGAUCGGUACGGUAGGUGGUGCAGCCACACAACGUCGACGACGCACUUCAUCGUCAAACUCCAAUCCAAAUCGCUACUUUGAUGGCAUUAACAUAAAACUAGCCAAUGGAAGCACAACACGGUUUUCUCUGCCUGGUGCCCGAUCUUUGCCAAUGACACCGCCCGCACAACAGGAACGACCACAAAUUACAAUUUCCUGUCCAGACGGAUUGGCGCAUGCGCUGAGUGAACAAAAUCUGCGACUACAACAAAUUGUGCUUGAACACAAGGUGCGUGAGGAUGUAUUGUUGCGCGAAAUUCAUGACAUGCGUAUGGCAUUACUUAAGAAAAUAUGUCCUAGCUGUAACGUUGCACAAACAAACGCCAACGAUGAGCAGGUAGAUGAGCUGUUAGUUAGCAGACGUAAAAUAUUUGAACGUACCAGAUGCCAACUCUUAAAUGCUAGAUCGUGUAAGAAGUGCAAACUACUGCAACAACAGCAAAUGCGACAACAACGACCCCACAAGCUACAUCAUCGUUUGCAACGUUACAACACCACGCUCGAUCACCAUUAUCGACUGCUCUCCCGUUAUCGUUAUUGUCAUUGCCAUUGCCAAAACAGUUACAACCAGCGUAGACGCCAUCACAGUUUCAGUUGUAGCCUUUGCUAUAGCAACGAAGAUGAUUUGCUGACUGACGACGAUAAUGACGUCGCAGUGACGACACUAAUUCGCAAUUGUAGUUGCGAUUGCGGUGAUAGCAAUAGUUCCUUGUCGGCGUGUUCAGCUAUGGAUAAUAUUGAGAAUGCUUCGAUAUGCUCUUGGGAGGCAGUUGAAGAUCGCAGUGCUCCCUCUUCUAGCGCUAGUUCCUCCAUACAACAACCAAGCACCACAAGUGUCCUCUGGGUCCCCGAUCAUGCUGUGAAACGCUGCACCAGCUGUCAAGUCGAAUUCUGGAUAGGCCGACGAAGACAUCAUUGCCGUUCGUGUGGGCAGAUAUUUUGUGCCGACUGUUCAGAGUUUUGGGCACCACUACCUGAUGCAAAACUUUUCAAUCCCGUGAGAUUGUGUGGACCUUGUUACCAUGCCGUUACUACGAGAAUACAGCAACAGAGCCGUUCGGUUAUUACAACCAAUAUGCCAAAUUAUACAACCACAACCACCAGCACCUCUGCAAAUACUACAUCGGCAACUAAUGUCUACGCGCCUAGCGGUGGAGCCUCAAAGAACUUGUCCAAUAUUGUGGUGCCUACAGUUACCAGCACAGCGCCUGCAAUCCCAGUUACAGUCGCGACUACAACUACACCUGCAUCAAGUACGUUGAUUAUGACAGCGCCUCCAAUACCUAUAACAGCGGCUGCUAUGCUACAACAGCAGCAGCAACAAAGACAAACUGCAGCAGUGGCGGCUAGCGCUACUGUAGCCGCUGCAGCCGCAGCUACAAGCACACAAAUCGAAAGUAACAGCAUGUCGCACAUGUUGAUGGCGGCGAACAAAAAUAUUGCAGCCAGUGUUGCAAAUUAAUAUUUGCCUUGCAGUCGCAUUGCAUGAUGAGCAAGUAAAAAUCAUUUUGUUUCAUUUCGUAGCAGAAAUUAAAUUUUAAUGAGCAUUCUUAUAAGAGACCUCUAACAUGCUGUUAAUUACGAGUGUAGCAGCUUAACAGCAGAUGCUGUUACACAUUAGUAACAUUUGGAAAACGAACGCGAGAGAGACUGUGCUGCCAGACUGUCGGCAACGUUGUUGCCAUCGUGCCUAGACAAGUGUGGAUUUUAUUGCUUAACGCGUGCUUGUAUUUUAAAUUCUCAACUUUUUUUCUUUCUUAUCUUACACUUUAGUUAUUUGCAUUUUCUUUGCUAACUGUGAAGAAAAUUGAAAUGCGUGACAACUAUCAAGCAGUUGUAUGUAUUUCCAUUUUGGUAAUUUUGAAAACGAAAUUUAACAUAAAAAAACUCAGUUUACAUAACUGUAUUGUGUUAAAUAAUUAUUGAAGUUAAAAUAAUGUUAACGCAAUAAGUUUUUCUGAAAAAAGUCUAGGUAGUAAAUUACAAAUCCUUCGGUAUGUGUAUGUUUAUACAUACAUUUCUGCAGAAAUGUUAAUUUGGAGAGCAAAAUUAGUAAAAAUUAGACACUUUGCUUUAUAUUGUAUAUGUAUGCAUAACUUUAUAAAUUUACAUAUGUAAAUUGUUCGUAAAAUGUUUAAGACAAAAUUGAUUUAUGCUGUUCAAAACGAAAUUAAAAGCGAAUUUGUUAAAAAAAAUAGCAAAUAAAAUUGAAAGAACAUUAAAAAAGACUUUUUCUUGUUUUUUUAUAAUCAUAUAUUUCGUUUAACUUCAAAAAAUAAUUAAAGAUUAUUAUACUUAAAUAAGUAUAAGUUAAAAGAAUAUAAAUGUCCAUGUAAAAGAGACUAAUAACGUGUAUAUCAAUAUUUCCUCCCAGUAUGUAUGUUUUAUGUUCACUUAAAUUCUUCUUACAAAGUAAUCUAUUGGAAAAAUGGCAUAAAAAAGUAUUUCUAAAUUUUUGUUUUGCAAUUUUUUUUUUCCUUUUAACACAACCAAAGCCUACCACAACAAAAUGGCAUGGAGCAUAAAAAUAAAAAUAAAAAU